AUGACUGAGACGACGAAAGCUGCUUCUAAUUCUUCCCCGGUUUCUACAUCUCUUUCCCUCUCUGCUCCGCAACACUCUAAUCCCAGGGAUCCUCGACUUGCAGUCCGCCGAAGCUGGUCAGUGGUCGACACCACUCCUGACUCAAAUGCGACGCAUCGCGCAGUCACAGAUUCCAUCGACUUAGCGGCUUUUCCUCCCCACCCUGCACCCAACAAUGCUUCUGCCCCUUCCCCUCAACCGAGGCCGGUCGAGAGGUCGACUGCCUCGGGCGAUGCCUUUAUUCGAAGCACAUCAGAUAUGGUUCAAGUCGCGAUCAGAUUGAACCAAAUCCAAACAGAGAGAGACAAUGUGACGAAAGAACUCGCCUAUACUGAGAGGCACCUGCAUCUGGCACUGAGCAGCUCAAGUUUUCCGACAACUAUCAAAUAUUACCAGCAAAACAAAGAGAUGCACCUUUCCGAGUUGGCACGGAUUGACAGGGAACUCAACGAGCAAAAGUCACUAUAUCGGCAACUGGAAGAGAACCUCCUAACCAAAUGGACGCUAGCAAAUGCUCCCUCAGAGAGUGAUGCGAGACUGGCAAAGCUAGAGGCUGAGAUUGAGCAACUCAAGGCUGCUCCGACGCGGCAAUUAAGCCCUAGCGGCACCAAGACUGUCACUCGGGAUGAAUUUCAAGAGUGGGUCGAUCGUUUUGAGCGGUCGUUGGAUGAACAAAACAGCCGUCUCAUGCGCACUAAAGCCAAACUGUUAGACGUGCCAAAAGUGGAAGGGAAAAUCGCAGCACUGGAAGGGCAGGUUAAACGCGUGGAAUCCAUGAUCAAUGAAGUUCAGUCUCGUCAAGAACCGACUGGAACUGAAUCAACGCACGCAAAUAGUGAAGUCGACUCUGCCAUCUUGGACGUGACAGAGGACAAGAUGUCUGAGUUUGCUCGCCAACUGGAAGCGCUCAAGAGCAGCCCUCCCGGCGCCUUACCCUCGUCAUGGGCCCCAGAAUUUCUUACUCGUCAAUUUUAUCCCUUGAGAUCUCGGAUCGGGGAGGUGGAAGAGAAGAUCAAUUCUCAAGCAAUUCAACUUUCCAAAGUCACAAGGGAUUCUCAAGAGCAUGAUAUGAAGAGAUUGGAUGACUUGGUCUCGCGCAAGCUAGACGAACAAGUCUCCCGGUUAGAGAGCGUGCAUGGCCAAAUCAAUGCCGAGGCGUUGAAGCAUCGCCAACGUCUAGACCGGCUUGAAAAUAAACCUGCAAUUAAUCCAGCAGACUUCGGGGGCAUAGAUCAGAAGGUUCAGGGUCUGAGCACAGCCAUUAACCGUUUCUCCGGUGACCUACGCACGCUUCAAGAAGCCCACUACAUGCCGUUAUUUCGAUAUGUUCAGGAACAGGUGGUGCCCCAAAUGAAAAAAAUCCCCGAUCUUGAGCAGAUUGUGUCGGAGUCCAAGGACACUCUUGAGACGUUGUCUAGUAGCAUUCGGUCCUUGGAGUUGCGGUACAACAAUCUCACCACUGAGAACGUUGUCAAAAACAUGAUUCACGCCAUGGAGGAGCUGUACCCUUCCAUGGGCGAGGUGCGGAGGCAGGUGGAAGCUCUGCGGGAGUCUUUUGUUGGGGAGAUUCCUGCGCUCAUGGAAGUCAAGAAAAAGGUGGAUCAGCUGCAACCAGAAGCAUUCAGCACUCGAUUGGAAUCCCUGGAACAGCUCCCGGCCCAACUGAUCCAGCUCUCAAAUCAGGUUGCCGAGGUUACACAAGACAAACUGAAAGAACACACUCGGGCGCUUCAGGAGAUCAACCAACUUCAGAAUCAACAUGAGGCUCUUUUGGGCGCUCUCGCCGAGCUUGACGAAAAGACGACCAGGACGGCGGGAGACCUGCAUGACCAGACCAACUCGAUUGGUCCGGCUUUCGAAACUCUCAGGACUGAUGUCGAGGCUACACGAAAACAGGUUGAGGCAUUGGAAAAGUCAAGGUCAGAGAUUAUAGGCCUUUUGGAAAAAGUUGAUGACCUGCAAAAGAGUACUAGCGACUUUGGAAAUGACACCAGAAUGUUUCCGGCCUCGUGA
This is a messenger RNA of Penicillium lagena, 2052 nucleotides long. RefSeq lists its product as uncharacterized. The transcript has a single exon. The coding region runs from base 1 to 2052 and encodes 683 amino acids. NCBI's taxonomy places the organism in Eukaryota, Fungi, Ascomycota, Eurotiomycetes, Eurotiales, Aspergillaceae. The record is from RefSeq and is a predicted model, not a curated record.